CGGUACUACUAAGUGUCAAAAAUUUGUCAAAAAAUUGUCCCAAAAUCAAAAAAUGGAAAUUUGUCGUUGUGAAGAGUACAGACAAGUCGUCGCAAAUUUCAAAUUUUUCACAAUGGGUACUUUGCACCACCUGGAACCACGUGAAAAAAUCCCAGAAAAUGGUACCAUCAAAUGGGUGAAAAACAAAGCGUCUUAUGAUGACCCACGAUGUACUAAACCCGUUUUAAUCCGGAGAAAUGCUCCUAAAGGGUCAAAAAUUACGACAGAUUUGGAAACAAAAUGGAUUCCGGUACUACCAGGUCUAAUUUCGCAAAAAAUUGUCAAUGAGAAUAAUACCAUGAAAGGUCUUUUGGUGUAAUUUUGUAAAAGAGUGAAUAAAUGUGUAGAAACGCAUAAAAUAAAUUUUA
Tribolium madens (black flour beetle) is the source of this 407-nucleotide messenger RNA. RefSeq lists its product as uncharacterized. The record is from RefSeq and is a predicted model, not a curated record. The transcript has a single exon. The coding region runs from base 53 to 358 and encodes 101 amino acids. Lineage: Eukaryota; Metazoa; Arthropoda; Insecta; Coleoptera; Tenebrionidae.